Messenger RNA from Camellia sinensis, 568 nucleotides. The record is from RefSeq and is a predicted model, not a curated record. Lineage: Eukaryota; Viridiplantae; Streptophyta; Magnoliopsida; Ericales; Theaceae.
GCUUUGCGAGCUAUGGUGCAGGCCAAUCCACAAAUUUUGCAGGAGCUAGGGAAGCAAAACCCUCACCUGAUGAGGCUUAUUCAGGAGCACCAGGCUGAUUUUGUUCGCCUGAUCAAUGAACCUGUUGAAGGUGGAGAGGGUAACGUACUGGGACAGCUUGCUGCAGCAAUGCCACAGUCUGUAACAGUUACACCUGAGGAGCGUGAAGCCAUAGAAUGUGUAAGUAUUGCCUUUUCCUAAUUUUUAUUUGAAUUUAGAUGUGUUUAGUGUGGUGGUCUUGAAGUGAUCUUUUGAUAGGGGUUUUUUUCCCAAUACCUAUGAAUUCUAUUGGAUCCAUAACUAUACAUUGGAAGACUCCUUUGGAUCUCCUAGAAAUAUAUCCAUCCCUGACCCCUCACAUCAAUUCCAUGAUCCUCUUAAUCCUUUCUCAUUCGAGUCCAACAUCUGUUGGAAUUGAUACUUUGGAUCCAGUUAGAUAAUAUUUUGUAAAUUUUAAUUUUUUGUCAAUUGUCCUUUAUGUAAGCCACUUUAUUUAUUUGCAUUUUUUUUGUCCAACUCAUGUUUUUUG